Molecule: messenger RNA, 783 nt
Organism: Cooperia oncophora
Lineage: Eukaryota; Metazoa; Nematoda; Chromadorea; Rhabditida; Trichostrongylidae
Source: the annotation of a GenBank genome assembly
AUGUUAGGGAGCUAUAGGUGUAUUGGUGCAUUAUCGAGUUGCACCCUCAAUUUACUGCAGUAUGUUCAGAAAUACAACAACGACUGGUGGAUUGGUCGACUGGUCAAGGAGGGUCAUGAUCUUGGCUUCAUUCCAUCGCCAGUGAAGCUCGAGUCACUUCGACAGCAAACUGCAAAAGCUGGAAAGUUCAAGCAAUCAACAUCGACUACAAAUCUCGGUGCUCUGGACAAUAUGAUGCCGCGCAGCGAGUCCAGAGGGUCAACUCCGCCCACUCCAGAAGAUGACGAGUACAGCGCUAGAAAGAUAACGAACAUUGUCACGACUCCGCCCACAAAGGAAAAGAAGAAGUUAAUAUUCAAAAAGCAAGAGAAUCUACCGCCGUACGAUGUGGUGCCGUCGAUGAGACCGGUCGUUUUGGUUGGCCCAAGCUUGAAGGGCUACGAGGUGACCGAUAUGAUGCAGAAGGCUGUAUUCGACUAUCUGAAGCAUCGAUUCGAGGGCAGAAUCAUCAUAACUCGAGUAACGGCUGAUAUUUCACUGGCGAAGCGGUCGCUUCUGAACAAUCCGAAUAAGAGGGCGUUGAUGGAGCGAGCGAAUUCACGAACCAGUAACAGCCUUGCCGAGAUUCAAACAGAAAUCGAGCGCAUCUUUGAACUGGCUCGUUCAAUGCAACUGGUCAUUCUCGACUGCGAUACCAUCAAUCAUCCGAGCCAAUUGGCCAAAACCAGUCUUGCACCGAUUCAUGUGUACAUAAAAAUCAGCUCACCCAAGGUGAGUUAUUAA